Molecule: messenger RNA, 1373 nt
Organism: Epinephelus lanceolatus (giant grouper)
Lineage: Eukaryota; Metazoa; Chordata; Actinopteri; Perciformes; Serranidae
Gene: ppt1
Product: palmitoyl-protein thioesterase 1 (ceroid-lipofuscinosis, neuronal 1, infantile)
Biological process (GO): protein depalmitoylation; receptor-mediated endocytosis
Cellular component (GO): lysosome
Molecular function (GO): palmitoyl-(protein) hydrolase activity
Source: RefSeq, a predicted model, not a curated record
UGUUAAUUCUGAUUGGCUGUUCACUCCAAACAUAAUCACAUGACAAGCAGCUACAAACAGAAGCAGGAAGAACAAACGGAUCCAGGAUGACAUCAGCCUUCCUGUGUUUCCUCCUGGCUGGUCCAGUCCUGCUCGUUGCUGGCAGCUCAGUUUAUGAUGCCAACAAUGGGACCGUACCAGUGGUGCUGUGGCAUGGGAUGGGCGACAGCUGCUGUAACCCGCUCAGCAUGGGGGCGAUAAAGAAGAUGAUUGAGGAGGAGAUCUCUGGCGUUUACGUGCUCUCACUGAUGAUUGGAAAGAAUGUCAUUGAGGACACAGAAAAUGGGUUUUUCAUGGACGUGAAUAAGCAGGUGUCCAUGGUGUGCAGUCAGCUGGCUCAGGACCCAAAGUUGAAGGGAGGAUACAAUGCUAUGGGCUUCUCCCAGGGGGCACAAUUUCUGAGAGCUGUGGCUCAGCGCUGUCCCUCGCCACCAAUGAAAACCCUGAUCUCAAUCGGGGGCCAGCACCAAGGAGUGUACGGGUUGCCCCGGUGUCCCGGAGAGAGCUCCCACAUCUGUGACAUGAUCCGCAAAGCUCUGAAUGAUGGAGCAUACUCCAAACUGGUUCAGAAACACCUGGUGCAGGCCCAGUACUGGCACGACCCGUUAAACGAUGACCUGUACAAGAAGUACAGCCUCUUCCUGGCCGACAUCAAUCAGGAGAGGGCCGUAAAUGAGACGUACAGGAAGAAUCUUCAGUUGCUGGAGAAGUUCGUCAUGGUCAAGUUCCUGCAGGACACUGUAGUUGAUCCUGUUGUUACAGAGUGGUUCGGCUUCCUGAAAACCGGCCAGGCCAAAGAGACUGAAACUCUACAGGAGAGCGUUCUCUACAAAGAGGAUCGUCUGGGCCUGGCAGCGAUGGACAAAGCUGGAAAGCUGGUGUUUCUGGCAACCCAGGGAGACCACCUGCAGUUCACCAGAGAGUGGUUCAACGCAAACUUGCUGCCUUAUUUACGCUAAAACACCUCAAGUCAGUUGUUUCGGAGUAAAUAUAAUAUCAGACUAACUGCUGUUCUGUUUCCAUAGCAAUAUAAUGCAAGAGUAAAAGCUUAAUAACUUGGGCAGGGCUGCAGAAAGCACACCAUUCCUUUUGCACUGAUCAGUUGUAGCAUAUUGAGGUUUUGUAAUGUUAAUUUUAGCAGCUAAUUUGUGUGUUGGCGUACAGCUACAUUACCAACACUUAUUUCCACUGCGAGUUGUUCUGAUGAGGUCAAAUUGUUGUUAGAAAUGUUGGAUUGAGACUUUUUUUUUAAGAUAAAUUCUUUCACUAAAUACAUAAUUUAACUGCAUCUGUACAGACUACAUGUUUAAUCAAAUAAAGACAAACAAAACAAA